AUGAAUUACUGUAGCAGAUUACAAUUAAUAACGAUAUUUUUUGCUAUAUGCUGUGUACGUGUGACACGAACUUCUACAGGUUUUUAUGUCGAUAACGAAAAUGCACAAUCUAUACCGCUUGCUGUUAGUAGGCAUGGUAGUGCAAGAUUAGAGUCAAAAAUAUUGGAAUUGUUAGGAAUAAAACAUUCUCGACCAUUAGUUGUCCGUAGGAAGGAUGAUAUUGUGUCGCGUUUUAUGGCUGAUUUAUAUCGAAAUUUGGAACAUGAUGUUGAACUCAAUCCUGCUUACAAAUAUCUAGCAAGUGGACAGUUCUUAUCAGCUGAUGAAAAAGAAGCCAUUGAACUCGGUGAAGCUGAUACAAUUGUAUCUUUCUUGCCACGGGAUCAGAAUACAGUUUCCAAUUACGGCACAAGUUUACGGUUCAAUCUUGCAGAUAUACCAAAAAGUAGUCAACUUCUGCAUGCCGAACUUCGCAUAUUUUUUAAUGGUUCAGUAAAACCAUGGCGUGUCUUUGCAACAGUGCAGUAUCCAAGAAAUAUGGGAUAUCUUGCAACAAUAAAAUCACGUAUAUCGAGUAGAGGUCAUUUUGUUCUAAAUAUUACCGAAGCACUUCUACGUUGGAUUCAAAAUGAACCAGCUCCUGCCAUUGUGACUCUGUAUGCCGUUACAUCACAUGGAGAUAGGAGGUUCUUAGACAGUUUUGGCGAAUGGCGUGGGUUUGGAAUAGCUUCUUUUGUAGAUGUAUCAAAUCAUCUACAUCAGCGGGUUAAGCGUGGUAUUCCUGAUGAGAAUGCAUUUGAAAAUUAUGGGUAUGGAUUCUCAGCAAAGCCUGAUCCCUUGCGACAUUCAGCAUCAAAUAAAGGGUGUCGCAGACGAACACUGUAUGUAGACUUUAAAGACCUUGGUUGGCAGGAUUGGGUCAUUGCGCCAGAUGGUUACCACGCGUAUUACUGUGAUGGGUUUUGUUCAUUUCCGUUAAACAAUCACAUGAACGCGACAAAUCAUGCCAUAGUGCAGACACUUGUCCACCUUAUCGAUCCAACUAGAACAACAGAGGCUAAAUGUGCCCCAUCAUCGUUACGCUCUAUGAAAAUAUUAUUCAUUGACCGUUCACAAAAUGUGGUGCUGAAGCGUUAUAAAAAUAUGCAAUUUGUCUAUUACCGUGGGCUUUAUCAAAACAUUCAGACUUUGGCAGUGUUAGCUGAGUUUAUUAUGAAGCAGUAUUCGCUAAUUUUACGGUACCUCGAACUUGUCCAGUUUAUGCUAGGAACUUAUAUUUGGCUACUAUGGAAGAAUAGAAGCAACUGUAUUAAGUCCUAUAGUGACAAUAUACGAAUUCGUUUGAAAGUAAAGAGUUCCCGUUAUGGUCGUCACAGUUGUGAGACAGUUGUUUGGAUCAGUUGUCGUUGUGCUUUCAUGCUUAUGGCUGGUUCCAAAAAAAUGAAAAAAUUAAUUAUUAAAGUGUGUGACGGUAGGUCUGGGAAAGUAGCUAUCUGUUGCCCUAAAAUUUAUCCAUUAUUUUGUGAGCAACCUGUUGCUUUUAUUGACGAUCUCAGCGCAUUUAAUUUGCAUACCAAAGGUUUUUGUUUGGAGAACACAUUCCUUAAGGUCUUUCCUUCAGAUGGAUUGGAUGGAGUAAAAUUUUGUACGUCAUCAGAAGCGCAUAUUGCCUUAAUUAGAACGUCUUUUUACGAUCAUCGGAUAGAUUAUUCUAACGAACUUCGAAAAUACUUCCUCUGUCCUAAACUCGUAUCAGUAGGUGAUGUUAUUGUGAUUCAUUGGCGUAAACCUUGGAACUGUGAAGUAAUGGAGAUAUUUUUUAAGAUUGUUAGUCUGGACGGCCCGGGCAAAUUAUCCGAAGCAUUUAUAGAUUCAGAAAAAACAACAUUAUUUCAGAGUGAGUCAAUUUUCAACAAAAUUCCAUACAGUAACAUCAGGUGUUAUGUACCACGAAAGUUCUUGGUCUUAGCACAACGAAUUUCUUCAUUGAUCGCAGCUAACUAUACAACAAAAAUAAUGUCUCCUUCAUUGGUUAUACUUUUAAGUGGUUCUCCAGGUUCAGGAAAGAAAUUGUUUUUAAAAUAUUUAUCCUCAGUAACUCAUCUUGAUAUUUAUUUUGCAAAUUCUUUUGAAAUAUGGAGUGAAGCGUCUGGGAUUUACAAACAGAAUAUUCGCAGUACUUUUGAAAAAGCCUCAAACAAUCCUUUUUCGAUGUUAGCAUUUCUCAAUGCAGAUUUAUUUGGAUAUAAUUCUGGCGACACUAAACAAGGGUUGUCUGUUCGUUUUAGUGCUCGAGAAUUGACAUACUUGACAGAACUCUUAGAGACUUGCAAUAUACCCGCAAUAUUUUUGGUAUGUAAUGAUAAUAAAUUGUCAAACUUACCCAUAUCAUUGCGUUCUUUGGUACUUUAUCAUUUUGAAGUCCCUGCAUUAACUGAGGAGGAUCGAGUAUCUGUAAUCAAGAAUGAACUUAAUUCAAAAAAUGCAAUUGAUAUUACUGCAAUCAGUAAUCAAACAACUGGGUUUACAUUGUCAGAUUUGCAUAAUCUUUUGUCCGAUGCAUUAUUCCGAAAAAGAAUAAGCAGUUCGAUGACGGUUGAAACUGGGCAUUUCAUGUGGGCAAUCGGGAUGCGCAACACUAUGUUGGCUAAUGAAAUGAAGAUCUCUAAAAUUCCAAAAACCACGUGGAAUGAUAUUGGGGGUUUGGAAGAUGUAAAGCGAGUUGUCACCGAAAGUUUGCUUAUUAAUUUAAAUAAAACGAAUAAUAUGAAACGCUAUGGUGUUUUGUUGUAUGGACCUCCUGGUUGUGGUAAAACGCUCAUCGCCAAAGCUGUUGCAAAUGAGUUCAAAAUAAAUUUUUUGAGCGUGAAAGGACCUGAGCUUCUCAAUAAAUACGUUGGUCAAAGUGAAGCCAAUGUACAUCAAGUCUUCGAAAAAGCUCGAAUGGCUGAACCUUGUGUGAUAUUUUUUGAUGAGCUCGAUUCUCUUGCUUGUAUUCGCGGCCGUUUCGGAGAUUCCAGUUGUGUAUCAGAUAACAUUGUAUCACAAUUGAACAUUGAAUUGGAUUGCUUGGAAGAUUUUAAAGUUUUCGUUUUGGGUGCUACAAACCGCCUAGAUUUGUUAGAUCCAUCGUUGUUGAGACCUGGAAGAUUUGACAAAAUUGUCGAAGUGAGCGGGACGAGAGAUGUUGUUACUCGUGAGUGCAUACUUCGCGCAGCUGGUCGGAAUAUCAUGUUUGCUAAUGACGUCAAUUUAAAAGAAAUAGCAGAAUUGUGUCGUAAUCUUUCAUCAGGUGCAGACUUAUACGCAGUCAUCUUACGCGCACAGGCAAAUGCACUACGAAAACAUAUUGCAGCAAUGGAAGCUAACCUAGUUUCACCUAAAGAGCACUUGUUGGUCACACAAAGCAAUCUUAAAGAAGCAGUAAAGGAGGUAUUGCCAUCAUUUCCUCGAACAACCAAAUGUUCACGCAGAGUGUAA
This is a messenger RNA of Thelazia callipaeda (thelaziosis nematode), 3480 nucleotides long. Lineage: Eukaryota; Metazoa; Nematoda; Chromadorea; Rhabditida; Thelaziidae. The record is from the annotation of a GenBank genome assembly.